UCUAAAUUAUUAAUUAUAGCAUAAAAUCUCAUAAUAAUUGCUAAUAUAUUCCAUAUAUUCCGUCAAUCAAGUUGGAGAAAGUGACACCGAAAAUUCUGCGACGAGCGUAAACAUUGAGCUGAGGUGGGAGCGGAAUUCCUCAAAUUUUUCAUUGGCCAGUGGGCUGCGAUUUAUUGCAGAGGAAGGUGGAAGACGAGCAGAGAAUUGGAAAACCCAUCUUCAUUCGUUGAACUCUAUUGUUCGAAAAUUUUCUGAAAUUUUUGCUACUUUUCGAUUUCGAAAUAAUGGCAUCAGCUGCAACGGACUCUGUCCCACACUCCAAAUUCUUUUGCUACAAGUGCAACGAAGAGAUACCUCGAGUACUUGAUGAUUUCACAUGUCCGAUAUGUAAAGGCGGCUUUAUUGAAGAGGUACAAGAAUCUCAGAAUGCAGGUAGUGGGCCAGGGUCGGACAGUGCUUCCGAUGCGACCUUUGAUGUCGGUGGUGGAUUCGACUUUUUACAGUUGCUGAGAGGAUUAUCCGAACCUUCAGGGGGAGGAGGUGGUGGUGGGACCUCCGUCCGAUUUCAGACGGGCUCAAACCCGGCAACUUUCCAGAGGACGAGGUCAGAAGGUGCUCCAUCGCCAGGAACUAACAAUCCAGGAUUUUCAUUCGUUCUUGGUCCUACUCAAGGAAGAGGUGGUGGAACUGGACGAAGUAAUCCCAAUCUUGAUAAUCCAAUGGAACAUGUUUUAUUCACGUUUCUCAAUGACUUGAUUCACGGUCUGGGUGGGGGUGCUGCAGUGGGUGGGGCAGGAGUUCCACUGUUAUCGAAUGUUGGAGACUACGCGUGGGGUCGUGAUGGCCUUGAUGCGGUCGUUACUCAGUUAAUGAAUCAAAUGGAAGGAACCGGUCCACCCCCUCUUGCUACGGAUAGAAUAGACACGUUGCCGGAUGUUACAAUUAAUCAAGAUCAAGUUGAUCGUAAGCUACAAUGUUCAGUAUGCUGGGAUGAUUUUGGAGUAGGCGAAGUUGUUAAGAAAUUAGAAUGCGAACAUGUUUAUCAUCCGGACUGCAUAAUUCCUUGGCUCAAACUGCACGGAACUUGCCCAAUUUGUAGAAAAGAUUUAACCGGACAAGUUCGUGAAGGAGAAACUGUACAUGAAACCCCCUCCACCCGAUUUGAACCCAUGGCCGUAGACGACGAAACGAGUAGUAAUCUCCAUUCGAAUGAAUGCCCCAUUGCUGCACAUCGCACGCCUGCUACAGCUUCAGCACCAUCAUCCGCUAGGAACUAUUCCUCUUCUAAUGCCACCAGUAGUCCAAUGUCGAAUCCCGUAGUUCAAUCAUUGAAUCAGAUUUUGAAUCCAUUGCUAUCAGGAUUGGCAGGUCGCACCUCUAAUAACACUUCCAAUAGUACCCCACCUCCUCCUGGUCCCCAUGCAUCAAGUCAACCAUCGACACAACCCCAACAACAACCUGGAGAUCGACGUGGACCAGGUGGCCAAGGGUUUGACAACAUGGAUUUAGAAUUCGACUGAAAGCGGGUGAUCUCUAGGUCUAGAAGAACUAGGUUUACUAUGAGCAUCAUGGAACUUGUCACCGUGGCUGUUCUAUGUAUGCUCUUGUACUAUUUUAUAUUCAGUAGAGCCUUCACCUAACGGUAUACAGCAUACACGAUAUGAUGCAGGCGAAAAAAAAAUCAAAAUUGUUUAUUUCAUACUUUCAUAUUUCUCACUCAAAUAAUAUUCCAAUCCAGAAAAGUAUCCAAGUGAGAACUGAGUAAUAACAAAACUGUUCCCAGUACUACAUGUUUAACCACCUAGUCCAAAGUCUUGCAUAAGUAACGAACGCAACCACUAAACUAACCAAACCUCUGAUAUAUGCAACUUUUCUAAGGGGCUCACGUUCUCGUAAAAAUAUUUAAGAUAGAUAUGUAAACAUUCAAAUAAUAGAAACAUCCUUCAACAAUUUCGUUGCGCAGUUUGCAAUUUUGUUUGUAUUGCGACUGGAUUUUGUAAAUGUACACUUUUUUUUAAAUAGUUGGUUAUCGUUUCCAUUAUCAGCAAAUCAAUAAAAUCAAUAAAUAGCUGCGUCACAAAUUACUGUGAAGUUAUGAGUAUAAUAACAUGCAUACAUAUUUGUCGAGGUUAGAGUUCAGUUGUUAUGUAUUAUAGAGAAAAGCUUUUUCCAUGAUGGUUGUUACUUUUACAUAGUCAAUUACAAUACUUGCUAUCGAGUCGAAUAUUUAAUGUCAAGAAUCCCAGCCAACGCCUUUCUCUCUUUCAACACGCAAACCUUUGUUACACGGAUUUCACAAGUAUUUUUUAAAACCUGUCGCCUUAUUUAUUAUUCCUUUCGUUAUUAUAUUUGUUAUUACACACACACUGCAAUAAGAAAUUGAUGACGAAAAACAUAAAAAUAUGUGAUAGA
Molecule: messenger RNA, 2412 nt
Organism: Folsomia candida
Lineage: Eukaryota; Metazoa; Arthropoda; Collembola; Entomobryomorpha; Isotomidae
Product: E3 ubiquitin-protein ligase Iruka
Exons: 8
Coding region: 285-1520 (411 amino acids)
Biological process (GO): positive regulation of DNA-templated transcription; protein ubiquitination; ubiquitin-dependent protein catabolic process
Cellular component (GO): cytoplasm; nucleoplasm
Molecular function (GO): ubiquitin protein ligase activity
Source: RefSeq, a predicted model, not a curated record